CACAUGGUGCAGGAUCUUUCCACCCCUCCACUCCAAAAACCCAAUCAGACAAGUGGCCGUAAUCUGACUCCCAGUGUGCUGGGAGCUGCGGGCAGGCAAUGAGAGCUGCACUCUGGCUGGGGAAGGCAUGAGUGAUAGACCCGCAGCAAGGCGGUGGGGUAAGUGUGGACCUUUGUGUAGAAGAGAGAACAUCAUGGUGGCUUUCAAAGGUGUCUGGACUCAAGCUUUCUGGAAAGCCGUCACAGCGGAAUUUCUGGCCAUGCUCAUUUUUGUUCUCCUCAGCCUGGGCUCCACCAUCAACUGGGGUGGGACGGAGAAGCCACUACCUGUCGACAUGGUUCUCAUCUCCCUCUGCUUCGGACUGAGCAUUGCAACCAUGGUGCAGUGCUUCGGCCACAUCAGCGGUGGCCACAUCAACCCUGCGGUGACCGUGGCCAUGGUGUGCACGCGCAAGAUCAGCAUCUCCAAGUCUGUCUUCUACAUCGGGGCCCAGUGCCUGGGGGCCAUCAUCGGGGCAGGAAUUCUCUACCUGGUCACACCUUCCAGCGUAGUGGGAGGUUUGGGAGUCACCACGGUUCAUGGAAAUCUUACUGCUGGUCACGGUCUCCUGGUGGAGUUGAUAAUCACAUUUCAGCUAGUGUUUACUAUUUUUGCCAGCUGUGAUUCCAAACGGACUGAUGUCACUGGUUCAAUAGCUUUAGCAAUUGGAUUUUCUGUUGCAAUUGGACAUUUAUUUGCAAUAAAUUACACUGGUGCCAGCAUGAAUCCUGCCCGAUCCUUUGGACCAGCAGUUAUCAUGGGAAAUUGGGAAAACCAUUGGAUAUAUUGGGUUGGACCAAUCAUAGGCGCUGUCCUUGCUGGUGGCCUCUAUGAGUAUGUCUUCUGUCCAGACGUGGAGCUCAAACGUCGUCUUAAAGAAGCCUUCAGCAAAGCCGCCCAGCAAACGAAAGGGAGCUACAUGGAGGUGGAGGACAACAGGAGCCAAGUAGAGACAGACGACUUGAUUCUGAAACCUGGAGUGGUGCACGUGAUUGACAUUGACCGGGGAGAGGAGAAGAAGGGGAAAGACCAGUCCGGAGAGGUGUUGUCUUCAGUAUGACUAGAAGACAGCGCUGAGAGCAGACGAGACUCCCUAGAACUGUCCUCAGAUUUCCUUCCACCCAUUAAGGAAACAGAUUUGUUAUAAAUUAGACACGAGCAGGUUUGUUGAUUCAUGUCAUAUUACUCAGUCUAAACAAUAAAUGUUUUGUUAUUUACCAAG
Molecule: messenger RNA, 1261 nt
Organism: Otolemur garnettii (small-eared galago)
Lineage: Eukaryota; Metazoa; Chordata; Mammalia; Primates; Galagidae
Gene: AQP4
Product: aquaporin 4
Exons: 5
Coding region: 128-1099 (323 amino acids)
Biological process (GO): transmembrane transport
Cellular component (GO): plasma membrane; basolateral plasma membrane
Molecular function (GO): water channel activity
Source: RefSeq, a predicted model, not a curated record